Molecule: messenger RNA, 1152 nt
Organism: Fomitopsis serialis
Lineage: Eukaryota; Fungi; Basidiomycota; Agaricomycetes; Polyporales; Fomitopsidaceae
Exons: 10
Coding region: 1-1152 (383 amino acids)
Source: RefSeq, a predicted model, not a curated record
AUGCAUGUCCUUGGUCCAUCUUCAAGUUGCAAGCACUGGUAUCACCUGGCAUUCUCAGGGGCUGGCAACUCCAAACAGGACUCUGGGCUGUUCCAAUUGUUGCAGCAGGCCCUUUCCUGCCCUGAUCAGGCAGGCUGCCAAGUUUUGGAGCUGACUUUAAAUCCCAGCCACAAGCUCAUCAACGACACUGCCUUUGCUGUGCUGUGGCCUCCCAUAAAUAUUCAGAUUCAUAAAAUUAUGGUACCAUUCACAAAGCAGAAAAAUGCAAUAUGCCUCUACACACAUUGGCUGUCUGAUCCUGGACCUGAUGAGGCAUAUAAGCUGAAAGGGUCAUGCUGUGGAUCCCCACUGUGCUCUUCAGGUUACUUUGCAGAAGCAGAGCCAUCGGUGCACAAGGGUGUCCGUCACAAAUGCACUGUACUUGAUCCCAGUGGUAUACACAAGAAACACAUUGAUGAUGGUGCCAACAGCAACAACACAACAGAUCAACACAACAGAAAUUGUCCCAGUGAUGAGCAAACACAACGGCAUGGAGGGAAGACAAAAAUGAGCAGAAAACACAACUCAAGGCUUCCCCUUCCGCUUAACCCUCUGCGGCCUCUUACCCUUUGCCAUUGCAGUCUGCUUGCCUGUCAAAUGGGACAAAGGCGUGACGAGGAGGGAGGUGGACUACAUGAAUUCCAGAAGGUGUGUGAACGCUACAAUCAAAAGGAUUGGGUCUCACGGCUGCCUGUGAUCGAAUUUGCACUUAACUUGGCCCAUUCGGAAAGCACAGGCUACACACCAUUCUUCCUUAACGGGUACGAGAUCUUUGUACAGCUGUGGGCACAGGAUCAGCAAUGCCCGUAUCAGUUCAGCUUGUAUGACUCCGUGACGGGCAUCACUGAGCUCAGAGGUCUUUGGAACAUCUGGCUGCCCCUGAGAUACCACUGGCAAUGGAAGGGGAUCUUCCACCUGAUGGAGAACAUUGAGGGUGGGGCACUCAGACAACUUCUGCCAUUCUUCAAAGCCCAUGCCAUGGAACAUGCCAGCAGUCUUGUUGAGGUCAUCAUCCCUGUGGAAAAGAUACAGCUCAGCAGAGACCUUUCUGAGCAAGAUUUCAAGCCCGUGCAAGACACCACUGAAGAGGAUGUGACUUUCAUCAUCUGGUGA